CUGGCUAUGGCGCUAGGUUUAGGGCUAGGGUUUUAUCGAUGCUGAGGACUUAGGGAAUGGCAGCUCUGGUUGGGAUGGAGGAGGAAGCGGAAGCGCCGUCGGCGGAGCUCGACGCGGAGGCUACGGGGCUGGAUGAUCCGGAUGAGCCGCCUCCCCCGCUGGAGCUGGACGAUUUGGCGGUAGGCAGUGACGAGAAUGCGGAGCUCCUCAAUGGCUCCUCGAUGUAUUUUGAGAAGGGGGGAGGCAUUCCCGUCGAUCCCGUGGUCACGAAUCUCAGUGAGGACCUCGGGGAUAUGCGCGACCUGGAUUUCAAGGAGCCGCUGAGGAGCAAUGGCAGCAAUGGACGGCUUCUUUCGCUCAGCCCCAGCCUUAGCGGCGGCGGCGGCUCCAUGCAGAUGUUUGACAGCAGCGGGGAGGACGGCGGCAGCUGCCGGAAGCGGAAGAAUCGAGUGCUUUUGCCGCUCGAGGUAGGGACGAAGCUGACUUGUAGAUGGAGGGACGAUAAGUAUCAUCCAGUGACGAUCAUAGAGCGCAAGAAGGUGAACGAUGAGUACCACUACUACGUUCACUACUCAGAGUUUAAUCGGAGGCUAGACGAAUGGGUUAAACUCGACCAGCUUAACCUUGAUGCCACCGAAGCUGAUGCUGUAGAGAAAGUUGAAGAUAAGGGGUUGAAGAUGACUAGACAUCAGAAGCGCAAGAUUGACGAAACUCAUGUUGAGGAGGGGCACGAAGAUUUUGAUGCAGCUAGUCUCCGGGAGCACGAGGAGAUAACUAAAGUCAAGAACAUCGGAAAAAUAGAACUUGGAAGAUAUGAGAUUGAUACAUGGUAUUUCUCUCCAUUCCCUCCAGAGUACAGUGACUGCAACAAACUCUUCUUCUGCGAGUUUUGUCUUGCUUUCGUCAAACGUAAAGAGCAGCUCCAAAGGCACAUGAGAAAAUGCGACCUGAAGCAUCCUCCCGGUGACGAAAUCUAUCGCAAUGGAUCUUUGUCAAUGUUUGAGGUGGAUGGGAGAAAGAACAAAGUUUACUCGCAAAACCUUUGCUAUCUAGCAAAGCUUUUUCUGGACCACAAGACCUUGUAUUAUGAUGUAGACCUCUUUCUAUUUUACAUUCUUUGCGAAUGUGACGAUCGAGGAUGCCACAUGGUUGGCUACUUCUCAAAGGAAAAACACUCUGAAGAAGGUUACAAUUUGGCGUGCAUUUUGACACUGCCGCCUUACCAACGGAAAGGAUACGGCAAAUUUUUAAUUGCAUUCUCAUACGAACUUUCGAAAAAAGAAACCAAAGUCGGGACACCGGAGCGGCCAUUGUCGGAUCUCGGACUCCUGAGCUACAGGGGAUACUGGACGAGGGUCCUACUCGACAUCUUGAAGAAGCAUCGGGGAAAUGUGUCCAUUAAGGAGCUAACUGAUAUGACAGCAAUUCGAAGUGAAGAUGUCAUCAACACGCUACAGCAGCUAGAGCUGAUCCAGUACCGGAAGGGGCAGUACGUGAUCUGCGCGGACCCCAAACUCCUGGACCGGCACCUCAAGGCGGCUGGACGCUCGGGGCUAGAAGUGGACCCUUCGAAGCUAAUCUGGACACCAUAUAAGGAGCAGGAAGAUGGAAGCCUCAUGAAAACUUAUAGUUCGAAAAAGGCCGCGCAUAAGGCUUCAGGUGUAUAAAAGAGUAUCCGGGAAAAAGAGGUCUUUGGCUCGUGCCUCGUGAGCUCAUAUCCCUUUUUGAUGCACAUAGUUCUCCUUGGGCUAAUGUCACUGGUUUUUUUUUUUUUUUUUUCUCCUUCUAUCUCCUCUUUCUGCCUUGUGGCUUUUUAAGUUUGACUUCCAGAGCUCGGGCCUUUUGAAGUGGAUCGUCCUCGACUCGCCACGAUUCACUGGAGGUAAGUGGAGGACGAAAGUUUUCGUUAGUCUAUUUAAGCUGUUGAAAUUAAUCGUCGGUGUGGUUUCGCUUUUAUCAGGAUAAAGAAUGCUUCGAAAGGACUGUUCUUCGAGAACCUCUAGCUUACCUUCUUCUCUCGGCUUGAGCGCUAUUCACUUUUGUUUUCGGGGUAACUAAUGCCUCUUGUUAGCGGCACAAUUGUUCUGCCUGAGGUGAAUUGAGUGUUUCCAGGUCUAUAGAUGCAUCAUCAAGAUCAUCAAGUCACGCUUGGUUGAGCAUAUAAUGAAGAUAGUGUUGUUUGUGCCAAGUCCUAUAUCAUAUUUUUCUUACAAAUCAUGGCACUUUCCUAUUCAAAUACAUCUCCGGUAUAAAUUUC
Messenger RNA from Selaginella moellendorffii, 2257 nucleotides. RefSeq names its product putative MYST-like histone acetyltransferase 1. Gene Ontology annotation, biological process: regulation of DNA-templated transcription. NCBI's taxonomy places the organism in Eukaryota, Viridiplantae, Streptophyta, Lycopodiopsida, Selaginellales, Selaginellaceae. Gene Ontology annotation, molecular function: histone acetyltransferase activity. The record is from RefSeq and is a predicted model, not a curated record. Bases 57 to 1667 code for a protein of 536 amino acids. The transcript has 10 exons.